Molecule: messenger RNA, 2727 nt
Organism: Maylandia zebra (zebra mbuna)
Lineage: Eukaryota; Metazoa; Chordata; Actinopteri; Cichliformes; Cichlidae
Gene: arl13a
Product: ADP-ribosylation factor-like 13A
Biological process (GO): non-motile cilium assembly; receptor localization to non-motile cilium
Cellular component (GO): ciliary membrane; non-motile cilium
Molecular function (GO): GTP binding; GTPase activity
Source: RefSeq, a predicted model, not a curated record
GUUCAUGGUGUAACUGUAGCCAGAAAUAUUGAUUAACCAGUGACUGGACCUUCCAGACAUGGGUGCCUUUGUACUAAAAUCACUUGAGACACAUUCACUGCACUUAGGUGAUAUCCAUUUCACAAAUUGUGCAGUUGCUGCAACCAUCUGGCUGGACCGCUUUUGAAUUAGAUCGGUCACUUUAAAAGAGGGGAAAUAUUUAUGCAGUAACUUAUUUUACAUGAUAUAUUUUUAUUUAAUUGUAUAAAUCUGUUUUUACUUUCACAUUAAAGAAAAUUUUUUUCAGGUAAGUUCUUGUCAUAAAAGCUAAAAGAUAUCAAAGGAGAGCCAAAAAAGGAGAAAACAUCCAAAUGGCAUUUUAUGUUUUCCUGAUAAACCUUCAGUAGGGUUCCCAAGGAUGUUAUUUUUACAAGACCCAAGCAAUAAAAACAUUGCUGCCUAUAAAGCACCCUCUCCUAGUGCACUUGCACCCCCAAUAGCUGCCUAUCCCACUAGGACACCCCCAGGCAUCCUCUGUCCAAGCACUGAUGGGUCUGAUCUGCUCUCAAGCCACAAGGAGGCACAACACAAUAUUAGGUGGCUGUAAUCUUUCUGUUUUAAUUGUAAAUUCAGUGUGACACUAAACGGCCCUCAUAGUGUCAUUAUCUCACUGAGAGACUGAGAUUGUGCAGCCUAAAUCCAUCUCUGCUACCACUUUCUGUCUUGACCAAGAAAAGGAGAUCACAGCACGCCACAGAUCACACCACUCGACAAAUUUAGUUUUCCGGGGGUGGAUAUAAGCGCCUUCAUUUGGUCGAGUUCCAGAAGGACCACGCCAUCCAAUGGGAUUAGAAGUUGGUUCAGAGAGCUCUGGGAUUGGUUGAAAAGCCAAUACAACAUUUUCCAGAUUGCACCUCCCACAUGGGGUGACCAAAGGCUUAGUGUGAGCCUGAUUAGUUCUGUAGCCGAUGGGUACAAGAUGUCAGUGAAGACGAGCACCCAAACAAAUGCAUGGACAUAGACAUACUUCUGUACCAGUUCCAGAAAAGAUGGUGGCCACUGUGCACACCUUGCUCACCUCAAGUAAACAUGUUCAACCUGAUGAGCAACUGCUGCAACUGGGUCUCCAAAAUACAGGAGCCAAUCAGGAAAGUGACCAUUCUUGUGGUUGGUCUUGACAAAGCGGGAAAAACAUCCUCCAUCAGAGGCAUGCUAAGAGUCGCCAAUGUUGUCGAAUCAGGAUCCACACAUGGCUGCAUUAGACAUGAGCUGAGGGUGGAGAAUUACCUGGUCACACUCUUGGAUGUUGGAGGAUCAGCAGAGUCCCGUGGCACCUGGAGGGAGCUCUAUGGAGAGGCUCAUGGCAUCAUCUUUGUUGUGGACUCUGGUGACAGGCAGAGGAUAAAGGAAGUCAGGGAGGUUCUUUCGGACCUGUUGAAGCAGCCGAGGGUAGCAGGAAAACCUCUACUAGUAUUGGCCAACAAACAGGAUAAAAUGAAUGCUUUGCUGGGUAGUGAAUUGAUUGAGAUAUUGUCUUUAGAGAAGUUGGUCAACCAGAGCCGCUCUCUGUGCCAUAUUGAGCCUUGUUCAGCCUUAAUGGACCUGCGGCGCUGGUCAGACAGAAAGACUCUGCGAGGUCUUCGCUGGUUGCUGCGAGCUGUUUGUCUGGAUUAUCCAGAGCUGUGUGCUCGUGUAGCUCAGGACAGCAAAAGGCCUCUGGAGCCAAGAGAGAGGGAGAGGAAUGGAAAAGCAGAGAAAGUGCAAAGAAAAACCAAGGUCGAACGAAUAAGAUCCAGCAAGUCAGAUCUGCGCAAGGUUCAUCGGCCCAAAGACAAGGAGAAAAAACCCAAGAGCGAAGGAAAGCUGCAACCCAUUCGGAAUAUGCUGCAAAAGGACACUUCGCUGAAAAAGAAGCUAAAGACAAAGAAGAAGAAGAAGACAGUUAAGGUGAAGGAAGGUGAAAAAGAUGAGGGACCGCCGAACGAAGAGGAAGAGGACGGUGACGCCAAUGAAGGAGAGCAAGAUAACUCUGGUCACAGAGACAAAGCCAGCAGUGCUCUGAUCCCUCCAAAAAAGGACAAACUUAAACGCAAAACAAAGGUGAAAGAAGAGACGCUGGAUGUGCCAGAAUCACCAGAGAAUGACGAGAAACCACUGAAAGUUAAAGGAGAAAAGAAGAAGAAGAAGAGAGUUGUGAAAGUGAAAAGAAAAAACAAGAUCAACACAGAGGAGAUGCCAGCAGCUUAUUCGCAGCCCGUGGACCUUUCUGCAACCUUUGAUCUUUACCGGAAAGCAAUACUAGCUCUGAAAGAGCGUCAGGAUCAGGGACAGUGAGAGUGAAUCGUGCGUGUGUCCUGCCACCUGAGUGUGAGGAUGUGGGUCCACAGCAGACGUACACAACACAUUGCAUCCCUUCACACACACACUACUAUUUCUGUAUCUCUUUCCAUAUUGUAGACUUUCAACCUGAUUCCUGAACCUUUGGAGGGAAUUUGCAGACUCCGAAGUGUAGUGAAGGGCAGGUCUGAAGAGUUGUGCUUUGAUAAAAUAAUAUCACAUUGUAAAAAUAAAAUGUGUUAAAUAUAAACUUGUGUACACGGCCAAUACAUCUAAGAGGAUUUUGUUUAUAUACAUUUUUGCAGUUUUGAAUGAAAAGAAAACUGGAUUUUUAAACUGUUUGUCUGUUUUGUUUUUUGUAAUUAUUGUUUAAACAUUUUCCCAUAAUAAACAGUGUACUGGGGAACGUUC